CUUUUCUUCCUUUUCCCUUCUCUCUGUUCUCAAAUGGAAAAUUCCGAAGCCGGUGAUCUUCCGAUACUCUCGCUUCUCGCUCUUUUUCGCUCCCCGGGUUCGAUUAUUCUGCUGAAUCUGUUUGUCGCCGCGGUUCGCUGCGAUAUUCCGACGACCCUUGAAGGCCCCUUUGAGCCCGUCACUGUUCCUUUCGAUACUAGUCUGCGUGGCAUCGCCGUUGAUUUGCCUGACACCGAUCCCCGCGUUCGCCGCCUCGUUGAGGGUUUCGAGCCUGAGCAGAUUUCAGUGUCUCUCUCGGUUAGCCAUGAUUCAGUUUGGAUCUCAUGGAUUACAGGGGAAUUUCAAAUUGGUGACAAUAUCAAGCCAUUGGAUCCUAAAGCUGUCUCAAGUAUUGUUUAUUAUGGAACCUCAGAAUCUGAAUUAGUGCAUGAAGCUAGAGGUCAUUCUCUCAUCUACAGUCAGCUAUAUCCUUUUGAAGGACUUCAGAACUAUACCUCAGGAAUCAUCCACCACGUUCAACUUGCAGGGUUGGAACCAAGAACAAUAUACUAUUAUCAAUGCGGAGACUCCUCUCUACAAGCAAUGAGUGACAUCUACCAUUUCAAGACAAUGCCAGCUUCUAGUCCACAAAGCUAUCCAGACAGAAUUGCAGUAGCGGGAGAUCUUGGCCUUACGUAUAAUACAACUACAACCAUCCAUCACCUGAUCAAUAAUCAACCUGAUCUUUUUCUAUUGAUCGGUGAUGUGACCUAUGCAAAUCUUUAUCUAACAAAUGGAACUGGAUCUGACUGCUAUACCUGCUCAUUCCCAGAAACUCCCAUACAUGAGACCUACCAGCCUCGAUGGGAUUACUGGGGAAGGUUUAUGCAGACUUUGGUUUCCAAAGUUCCAAUGAUGGUGGUGGAAGGAAAUCAUGAAAUAGAAGAACAGGCAUUUAACAGGACAUUUGUGGCCUAUAGUUCUAGGUUUGCUUUCCCCUCUGAAGAAAGUGGGUCGUCAUCCACGUUUUACUACUCCUUUAAUGCUGGGGGAAUCCAUUUUAUUAUGCUUGGGGCUUACAUUGGUUACGAUAAAUCAGCUGAACAAUAUAAGUGGUUGCAAAGAGAUCUGGCUAGUCUUGAUAGGUCCAUAACUCCCUGGCUUAUAGCUACUUGGCAUCCUCCAUGGUAUAGUUCUUAUGUGGCACAUUACAGAGAAGCAGAGUGCAUGAGGGUGGAGAUGGAAGAGCUUCUAUACUCAUAUGGCGUGGAUAUAGUAUUUAAUGGGCAUGUGCAUGCUUAUGAGAGGUCAAAUCGGGUUUACAAUUACAGUUUAGAUCCAUGUGGUCCUGUCUAUAUUACUGUUGGGGAUGGAGGUAACCGAGAGAAGAUGUCAAACCAAUUUGCAGAUGAACCUGGAAAAUGUCCUGAUCCAUCAAGUACUCCUGAUCCUUAUAUGGGAGGCUUCUGUGCAACAAACUUCACAUCUGGCCCUGCAAAGGGUAAGUUUUGCUGGGAUCGGCAGCCAGAGUUCAGUGCAUUCAGGGAAAGUAGCUUUGGUCAUGGAAUUCUAGAGGUCAGAAACGACACAUGGGCUUUGUGGACGUGGUACCGAAAUCAGGACUCUGGCAAUAAAGUGGGAGAUCAAAUCUAUAUUGUGAGACAACCUGAUUUAUGUCCUGUUCGUCAGAUGAUGAAGCCAUCUAAAUUCAUGUGGAGGAGUUCAUCAUGAAAAGUUGAAGGUCACAGCUAUCUCGUGAUUAAUCUAACUAAUGGUUGGCAAUAUUUGAGGUUGGCUGCACUCAAAGAUUCCUGUUUAUUUGGCCAUGGAUGCAGUGUGGGAAACAAAGGGAUGAAGAAUUCUCAGUGUUGGUCUGAGGUAGUCUCGGUAUGGGAGUGGAAAUUUCUGAUUUAGGCAUCUUAAUGUCCGUUUGCUAUUUUGUUAACCCUAGCUAAAUGUGACAUCCCAUACUGUUAUUUAUGAAGUUACCACUGAUUAGUAAUUACCUCUAUUAAUUAUUUUUUCAUUUUAUGAGACAAAA
This is a messenger RNA of Neltuma alba, 2020 nucleotides long. RefSeq names its product purple acid phosphatase 15. The transcript has 7 exons. Lineage: Eukaryota; Viridiplantae; Streptophyta; Magnoliopsida; Fabales; Fabaceae. The coding region runs from base 34 to 1710 and encodes 558 amino acids. Gene Ontology annotation, molecular function: metal ion binding; acid phosphatase activity. The record is from RefSeq and is a predicted model, not a curated record.